Messenger RNA from Miscanthus lutarioriparius, 1707 nucleotides. Lineage: Eukaryota; Viridiplantae; Streptophyta; Magnoliopsida; Poales; Poaceae. The record is from the annotation of a GenBank genome assembly.
AUGAGGAGGAGGCCUGGGAUCGCUGGCUUGCAGAAUGCGGCGGCUACUCGCGACCAAUUCCGGCUGGUCGGGGAGAAUGUGGCCAAGGUGAGGACCGAUGUCAUGAAGGAGCAGCUUGCGACGUUCCGGUCACAACUCGAGGAAUUUGCUCGCAAGCAUAAGAGUGACAUCCGUAAAAACCCGGUAUUUAGACAGCAGUUUCAUGAGAUGUGUGCAAAAGUUGGAGUAGAUCCAUUGGCAUCUAAUAAAGGAGUCUGGGCAGAACUUCUAGGGAUUGGUGACUUCUACUAUGAACUUGGAGUUCAGAUAGUUGACAUAUGCAUUGCAACCAGAUCGCAUAAUGGUGGCCUGAUUGAUUUAUUGGAUCUCCGCAAACUGCUUGGUCAGAAGAGAAAGGCUACCCUUGAAUCAUUAUCUGAAGAUGACUGUUUACGUGCUAUAAGCAAGCUAAAAGUCCUUGGCAGUGGUUUUGAAGUAAUUUCUGUUGGGAGGAGGAAGCUUGUGCGUUCAGUUCCUACCGAGUUAAAUAAAGACCACAGUGGGAUACUUGGGCUAGCUCAGGCUGAGGGCUAUGUCACGGUAGAACAAGUCGAAAGGGAAUUUUCAUGGUCUACUGGGCGUGCAAUUGAUGCCCUUGAAACUUUGCUGAAGGAGGGGCUUGCUAUGAUCGACGAUGGGCAUAGGGACGCCAAGCGAAGAUAUUGGUUCCCAUGCGUCACUGUCAGCUCCGACACAGCAGCUGUUGAAGCCAAUGAGAUAAAAAGGCCAUUAGUGGCACCCAAAAUAGACUUCUUCGCCCUGCGCGCCUCCUGCCGCGCUUACCGCGCCGUCCUCCCGCCGUCCCGCGGGGCCCUCGCCUGCCAGUCCCCGCUCCUCCUCGUCGCCCUUUUCCCCUCCUUCUCCGAGGCGUUAUUCCACCUCUCGCUCCGCCGCCUCCCCUGGGGUCAUCACCUGCCCCCCUCCCGCCGCACCCUCCACUACGCGCACGGCUACCUCGUCACCGCCACCACCGCGUCCUCCCACUACCCCCCGAGGCUCCUGCUCCUUCACCUCUUCUCCGGCGAGCAGCUCCGCCUCCCCAAGGUCCCCGCGCCGUUCACCCGCGUCAUCGUCUCCGACGACCUGGCCACCGUCCUCUUCCUGCCCGGCAGGCCCAACGUCCAGCACUGCCACCCUGGGGACGCGCUCUGGCGCGUGGCCACCGCGGACGCGCCCCACGUUGUUGACGAUAUGCUCUUCGUCGAUGCCACCCUCUACGCCCUGGUAAAUGGCCUCCGUCUUGCCACAGUCGAGCUGUCUGAUAGUUUGCUGGGACUGUCGUUUCUAGGAGAGGAGGUGGAUGACGACAGCAAGCCGGCGGGAGGACAGUUCACGCUCGGAGAGUGCGGGGGUGCUGUGUUGCUCAUCAGUCAGGAUCACACGGAGAUGAUGUUGUACCAUGUUUAUCGGUGGGCGUUUGAGGUGGGGAAGUGGGUUUCAAUCACGAGCUUAGGCGAGCGAACACUGUUUCUUGGUUUCUUCGGAUUUGCAGCCUGUAUUGGUUCAUAUUACCCAGGAAUCCGAGGGGAUUGCUUAUAUGCAGCUGGGCCGCGCUUGGGUGAAUGGCAUGAGCACUCCUUGGCUGAUGGAACUUGCGAUGUUCACUAUGCUGAUUAUCCAGGUGCACCACCCCUGAACAACAAUUCACCUAUCAGACCUCAGGUCUAG